Aspergillus affinis is the source of this 1122-nucleotide messenger RNA. It is a transcript of the gene coq4, whose product is annotated as ubiquinone biosynthesis protein COQ4. Bases 1 to 1122 code for a protein of 373 amino acids. The transcript has 2 exons. The record is from RefSeq and is a predicted model, not a curated record. Gene Ontology annotation, cellular component: mitochondrial inner membrane; mitochondrion. NCBI's taxonomy places the organism in Eukaryota, Fungi, Ascomycota, Eurotiomycetes, Eurotiales, Aspergillaceae. Gene Ontology annotation, biological process: ubiquinone biosynthetic process.
AUGAACCUAGCAGCGGUCACCAAAUUGCUGAAUCUCAAACAUCAUGCGCAACGGCACCUGGACGAGAAGAAGAGGAUCUACAAGAAAAAGCGCGAUAAGUCCGAUAACCAACUAAGCUUAUCGACCGCUUAUCAGUACGGGAGGGCAUUCCCGCCACUCGCGCCGCCCGGAGAUCCUCCCCGAACCGACGUCGUACCACCCGAUCUACUCUCCAUCGACUUUCUUCGCUCCGGUCAUGUUCACACUGGCCCGAUGCCCAUCGGACUCAACAUGUCGGUCCUAAGGAGGCGCACCGUGACACUCGUUGCGCACGAGUCAAGUUUCCUCCCCCCCAUCUCGGUAUCCUGUCGCACGCGACACUUCUCGCUCUUCAGUCGCCCGUCGCCGCAGUAUCCCGGCCAUGUGCCGUUGAACGUUCUCGAGCGCGGAGCUCUCGCCUUUGGCUCUGCGUUCGGGGCGCUGAUGAACCCUCGUCGAGCGGACCUCAUCGCAGCCUGCGGCGAAGCCACCGCAACCCCAUAUUUCAUCUACCGGCUACGCGACGCCAUGCUCUCGGACCCAACGGGGCGACAAAUCCUCCGCGAACGACCCCGCAUGACCUCCACGACCCUCCCACUGCCCUACCUGCGCUCUCUCCCCGAGAACUCCGUCGGCCGGACCUACGCCGUCUGGCUGGACCGCGAAGGCGUGUCCCCCGAUACGCGCGACAACGUACAGUACAUCGACGACGAGGAGUGCGCGUACGUGAUGCAGCGGUACCGCGAGUGUCACGACUUCUACCACGCGCUGACGGGCCUGCCGACGUUCGUGGAGGGCGAGUUGGCGCUGAAGGCGCUGGAGUUUUUGAAUACGUUGAUUCCCAUGACGGGGUUGAGUAUGGCUGCGGCGGUGCGGUUGAAGCCCGCGGAGAGGGAGCGGUUGGUGUCGUUGUGGUUGCCGUGGGCGGUGCGGAGUGGACUGUCGAGUAAGGAGUUGAUUAAUGUCUACUGGGAGAAGAUUUUGGAGAAGGAUGUUGAUGAGUUGCGUGGGGAGUUGGGUAUCGAGAGACCGCCGGAUAUGAGGGAGAUUCGGCGCAUGAUUAGAGAGCAGAAGAAGAGGGAGAAGCAGAAGUUGGAGCAGUAG